Messenger RNA from Tripterygium wilfordii, 1269 nucleotides. RefSeq names its product probable glycosyltransferase At5g20260. Gene Ontology annotation, molecular function: glycosyltransferase activity. The record is from RefSeq and is a predicted model, not a curated record. NCBI's taxonomy places the organism in Eukaryota, Viridiplantae, Streptophyta, Magnoliopsida, Celastrales, Celastraceae.
AAGAAGGAUUAGCCAGAGCUCGUGCAGCGAUAGUCGAAGCUUCUUUGAUAAAGAAGAACUAUAACUAUACAUGGGAGAAACAACAUGUUUAUUUUCCUAGAGGAUCAAUUUACAGGAAUCCAUAUGCUUUUCAUCAGAGUCAUAUAGAGAUGGAGAAGAGAUUCAAGGUGUGGGUGUACAGGGAAGGAGAGCUGCCGUUGGCCCACGGUGGUCCGACGAACGACAUCUACAGUAUUGAAGGGCAGUUCAUGAGCGAGAUGGAGAGUGAGAACAGCCGCUUCAUUGCUCGUAAUCCUGACGAGGCGCAUGCUUUCUUGAUCCCAAUUAGUGUCGUCAAUAUCAUUAGCUACCUUUACAAGCCUCUUGACUACAAACGAGACCAGCUGCAGCGCGUGGUUUCUGAUUAUGUUGAUGUUGUUGCUGCGAAGUAUCCUUAUUGGAACAGAAGCAGUGGUGCUGAUCAUUUCCUUCUUUCUUGUCAUGAUUGGGCACCAGAUAUUUCAAAGGCUAAUCCUGAGAAGUACAAGCAUUUCAUUAGAGCUCUGUGCAAUGCCAACACAACAGAAGGUUUUGAGCCCCAGAGAGAUGUCUCAAUACCAGAAAUCAACCUCCCUCGCGGAAAGCUAACCCCUGCCGGUGAGAAAGGUCUGAGCCCCAACAAUCGUACGAUCUUGGCGUUCUUCGCUGGAGGGGCCCAUGGGUAUAUAAGGAAGGUUUUAUUAGAUCACUGGAAGGAAAAUGACAGUGAAAUUCAGGUCCAUGAGUACCUUAAGAACAAAAAGGACUAUUUCAAGUCAAUGGCACAAAGCAAGUAUUGUUUGUCCCCAAGUGGGUAUGAAGUAGCUAGUCCUAGAGUGGUCACAGCAAUGAAAGUGGGUUGUGUUCCUGUGAUAAUCUCUGAUAAUUAUGCAUUGCCAUUCAGUGAUGUUCUUGAUUGGAGUAAGUUCUCAAUACACAUUCCGUCCGCGAAAAUACCAGAAAUUAGGACAAUUUUGGAAGGGAUUCCUCAUCAGGACUAUCUGAAGAUGCAAAAGAGGGUGAGACAAGUGAGUAGGCAUUUUGUGGUGAAUAGACCAGCCCAGCCUUUUGAUGUUAUUCAUAUGAUGCUUCACUCUGUUUGGCUGAGGAGGCUAAACUUUAGACUCCCAUCUUUAAUGGCUUCAUGACACACUUAUGUAUGAUAUAUAAUGACACUUUAGACAGAUUGGGAUUGAAACCCACCCACUACAUGUAAUUUCAGUUGUUUUCUAUAUUGAAAUAUAUUUAAAU